CCCUUCGGGAAGCGUCAGUCUCGUCGCGUACCGUGAACCGAGAGGAGGUUGUGUCGAUGCUGCUCAUCUUCUUUCUUCGUUCAUAUCCCUCCGUCUCUUUUCGAUCUCCUUUCCUUUCCACACUUCUCGUGUGACUGGAACGGUGAAGUACAAAGUUUGUGAUCGUUUUGGUGUCGUCGAGUGUUCGGGUGGACGUAGUGCGCAAUAACGUGGCUCGGAACUUGGUGUUCUCGAAAGUUUCUCGUAACCGUAUAAUCCGUGGAUACGGUAUAAUCGCGAUACCGAGCGUGAUAGUCGAGUCUCGCGACCGUAGCAGAAACAGGUGUUCGAAGGCUGAUCGAAAAGCGACGCCACGCGAACGAUGGUGCGGAGGCGGGCGGGUGAAUCGUAGUGCGGCUACGCGAUGCGUCCUCGUGGCACGCGGCGUCGGUGACUCGAGUCCUCGUCUCGCCGUAAAAACAUCUCUCGUUGUAUUAUUUUUGUUUGCGUCCGGCUCUAUUCGUAGACUGUAUCCGCGUGUUUACCGAUGCCCGAGAAAUCUAUAACGCGUAAUACGUUCUCCGGGAGGAGUAUUUAUAACGUUGAUCGUAGUUGAUAUGCUUGGAAAAGUUUGUACGUGACGCGAGUUGUUUCUUGUCUCUUCGGUGGAAUCGUGUUCACAAUUUCCGGCUCGUAUAUCGCGAUCCGACGGUGUGUGCAGAUCGCUGGCUUCGGUUCUUUGGACGAUGAGAGCGAUAAACGUUCUGCAUCGAGACGCGAUCAUCGCCGAGAUUUGAUACCGAACGAGACCGUGGCGGUGGUGGUGGUAGUGGUGAAUCGUCCACGUUGCCAGAAAUUCGUCGUAACCGCAGAAUGCAGUCGAACACGAUACUGCGCGAUGUCGUCAAUACCGAGAAGAUGAUGGGAAACAACAACAAUCUGAAUAACAACGGUUCCCCGGGCACAGAUAUAAUGUUCCAGAUGGAAGAUGAUAGUUUGACGCAGUUGGGAAGCGUUUUUCAAUCGGCCUAUCAAUCGAUCGUUGGAGGUAGCGCUCAGUACGGCUCGGAUGAAUUCGGACAGGACUCGCCGAGAUACACCUCUCCCAAAGCUGCGGCCCUCUACGCAGAUCCCUACUAUAUCGAUGGGAACGCCGCGGGUACGGGUCCUGGUGAUCCAUGGACGGGGGGCAGCGGCGGCGUCCAGCCCCCGUACAGCGGAUACGCACCCCCACACCUGGCCCAACCAGCCUACCCCAUGCACCUACCCCACGACCCCAUGGCGUAUUCGGCCAUGUCGCCGAACGGAGAACCGGCGGCUCCGAUUCUGGGCUCGGCGGUGACCAGCGCGGCCUCACUGCCACCAAUGUCCACAUUNAUAGCAGCAACCCAUCCACGCCAGUCAGUUCGCCACCACCGUUGACGGGUUCAGCGCCGGGCUGGGCACCAGGUGCUGCACCAGUUUCACCGCAUUUCACCACGGAUCCCAACCGUGGAACCAUUCACAUGCCGGCGCCUGAACAGCAGAGGCUAGACGAUGCCAUCGGCUUCCUUCGCGACCAUGCCGAGUUGGUACAGGGUACGCGGAUGGAGGAACGAUUGGACGACGCCAUAAACGUGUUGAGGAACCACGCGGAGAGCCAAUUAGGCCUUCAUUUGGGUCCCGUUGGUCCACACGGUUCAAUCUACUCCCACACGUCGCCACCUCAACUGGACCACUUGACGAGUCCUCAUCCUGCGGUGACAGUGACGCAACCACAGGGCUCUUACUCCGGCCUCACGCCCACGCCCGACACGGACGGUUCCAUCAAAAUCGAAAGGUUACCCGUGACGAAUGCCAAAUACGUCUCUUUAGAAAAGAGAAAGGAUCCACCGGAUAGCAGCGGUGGCGAGACGAAACCUUCGAGCAGCGAGUUGGCGGCGGCGGGCGUGAUAGGAGCUGCAACGGUCAAUUCUACGUCCCAGGGGAAGGGGACCAAGAGAUCGCGUAGAUAUUGUUCGAGCGCCGAGGACGAGGAUGAUGAUCCCGAUGUGAAGGCACAAAGGGAGAAAGAGAGGCGGCAGGCGAACAAUGCUAGGGAAAGGAUACGUAUCAGAGACAUCAACGAGGCGUUGAAGGAGCUCGGUAGAAUGUGCAUGACGCAUUUAAAAACGGACAAACCUCAGACGAAGCUUGGUAUCCUGAAUAUGGCUGUCGAAGUGAUCAUGACGUUGGAGCAGCAAGUCAGAGAACGAAACCUCAAUCCAAAGGCAGCGUGUUUGAAGAGAAGGGAGGAAGAGAAGGCAGAGGAUGGACCUAAACUACCCGGCCAUCUGGCGGCGCACAUAGCUCAUCCUCAUCCCCACCCCCACGCGCAUUCUCAACCCCCUUUCUCCGCGAUGCCUGGCCCGCCGCCUCCGCUUCAACACAAUCCAUCGCAGCCACAGUAGCAGCGGCUCAGUGGCGGUAUGAUNNNGUGCUAAGGGGUAGAUACGGCUUAAACUUGUCAUAGGAUUUUUUCAAAGUUUUCCAGGACUCGAACAUACAGAUAGAAGAUCUUUUCCCGAUCGUGCCCGAUUGUACCGAGCCAGAAGAACCCUCUCACGAUCGAGAGUAAAUAUUUUCCUCUCUUUCUUUCUUCUUCUUCUUUUUAUUAUUAUUAUAAUUAU
Molecule: messenger RNA, 2627 nt
Organism: Apis dorsata (giant honeybee)
Lineage: Eukaryota; Metazoa; Arthropoda; Insecta; Hymenoptera; Apidae
Gene: da
Product: protein daughterless
Exons: 13
Coding region: 1158-2408 (416 amino acids)
Biological process (GO): regulation of transcription by RNA polymerase II
Cellular component (GO): transcription regulator complex
Molecular function (GO): protein dimerization activity; DNA-binding transcription factor activity, RNA polymerase II-specific; RNA polymerase II cis-regulatory region sequence-specific DNA binding
Source: RefSeq, a predicted model, not a curated record